AUGAAACGAAAGGAAAUUCCAUCCACUGAACACGAUGACAAAGAAGAAAUUCCAGAACACUCUGCAUUCCGAAAGUAUGUCAAAAUUGAUGCCAACUUACUCGAGGAUUUGCACCCCAUCGAAUUGAAGCAAUUCAUUGAAAUGUAUUCCAAGACACUCCGAAGAAAAAUGUUGAAGUUAAUUUCAAAUAUUCCCGAGGAAAUUGUUCUUGCCAUUCUCUCUUUUCUCUCACCUGUAGAAAGAAUUUUGAAUGGACCCUUGUACUGCUGCAAACAUUGGAAUGCAUGUAUUAUGAACGAUGAAAAUUUGUGGAAAAGUAUUUGGGAAUUGUUGUUUCCAACGAGCAAGCCUUAUGACCAUGUAAUUUCCAAGCCUUAUCUUCUACUAAGAGCAAAAUUCUUCUCAAACAAAUGUGAAAUACCUUAUUUACGUUUCUCUUUUGACAAUUGUAACGCUUCUUCUCCCAAAGAUACUGAAAUUAUCAAAGAAGAAGAUGGUAAAACGGUCGCCUAUGAUUCAGAUGAAGAUACGAAAGAACACAAAUCAGAAAAGGAUAAUCAUAGGACAAAGUUCACUUCAAAAUUUUAUAUAUUGACCAAGAAUCCAGAAAUAACCUACAUUGAUGCUGGUGAGGGCUGUGGAGGAGGAUAUUCAAGCAACACCUUGCUCUUGAUUGACCACCUUGAAGGGAUCUACUUUCCUCCCAACAAGACCACAUUCUUCAAGUUCACAUUAAUGACUGACUUUAAGGAUGUUGAAUACCAAUCUGGAGGAUAUUCCUGUUUUUCCUUUAAUUCUACUCUUCUCGCCACAGUUCCUUAUUCCUUAUCAGAUCCAAUCACUCUAAUUUCUCGCAACAAAAUCAUUCAACCACGUGUGAAACAACUCGUAAGAGAGUACCUGCAGCUUUCUAACGAUGAAUUGAUCAUUCCCAAACAGAGUUGGAAUCCUAAAAAGAACAUGAUACCCACGGAUGAAAUCGGAUGGUUUAAUCAAUGGUUGCGAAAUUUUUCAUUUUUUGAUUGUUCAAAUUUUGUCGACCAGUUGAAAGUAGUGGAAAAUGAACAACAAGCUGAAAGUGACAAUGAAGACGAAGAUAGUGAUGAUGACGCUGAUCCAUUAAACUCUCCACACGAAAGUGAUGAAUGA
Molecule: messenger RNA, 1149 nt
Organism: Naegleria lovaniensis
Lineage: Eukaryota; Heterolobosea; Eutetramitea; Acrasida; Naegleriidae
Exons: 1
Coding region: 1-1149 (382 amino acids)
Molecular function (GO): protein binding
Source: RefSeq, a predicted model, not a curated record